Messenger RNA from Nerophis lumbriciformis (worm pipefish), 441 nucleotides. The record is from RefSeq and is a predicted model, not a curated record. NCBI's taxonomy places the organism in Eukaryota, Metazoa, Chordata, Actinopteri, Syngnathiformes, Syngnathidae.
AUGAAGGCUGUUCCUCCCGUGCACCCCCAGGACUCUUCUUCUCACUCCUCCUCCUCUUCCUCCAGCAAGCUCUCGCUCCACUAUCUGACCAAGCAGAGCCUCACCGUCGCCCGUUCCAGGAUGGAAGAGGACGACCGGCACUGUCUGCAGUACGACAUGAACGACUGCUACAUCCGACUGAAGCGCCUAGUGCCCACUAUUCCGCAGGAUAAGAAAGUCAGCAAAGUGGAAAUCCUCCAGCACGUUAUUGACUAUAUUCUGGACCUCCAGUUGGCCCUGGAGACGCACCCUUCUCUCCACAAACAAGCGCCUCAGCGGACCGGAACGUGCGUCCCUCUCGCGUCCAACCCGGGUCGAACGCCGCUCACAGUGCUCAACAUUGAUCACCAUCAGAUGACAUCAAUUGUCAAAAAGCCAGAGGAUUCAAUUCUAUGCCGCUGA